Molecule: messenger RNA, 807 nt
Organism: Lactuca saligna
Lineage: Eukaryota; Viridiplantae; Streptophyta; Magnoliopsida; Asterales; Asteraceae
Source: the annotation of a GenBank genome assembly
AUGCAGCCAAGAUUAUGGGUACAUGCACAUGUCAUUGAUGCUUGGACUAAUAUUUUGAACUAUGGAGAAAAGCUUAAAUCAAAUUCUACAGUGAAUCGGUAUUUCUUUAAUACAUCAAUGGUGAGACAGUUCAUAUUUGACAAAAAUAUCCCUUUAAAUGAAAGGUUUGAUCAAUUUGAGUCAAAUAUCAAAGAUGCAAUGAAAAAGGACAAAGAACUUCUGACAUUUGAAAAAGUUCACUUGGUGUUUUUACCAGUUCAUCAAAAAAAUUACUUUUACAUCAUCUGCAUAAACUUAGAGGAACCAUUGUUUGAUGUUAUUGACAAUAGGAAUUCAGUUGCAAAGUUUUCUGGAGCUUAUCAUGAUGCACCUAAUGAAUUGAAAAUACUUUUUAGUAGGUACUUGAUGAGGGUCAAUCAGAAAUCAGCUUCAACUUUAGAGGGUGUUGAACCAAAAGGGGUGAGCAUGAAUUGGUGCACGAGAGAUAAUCAUGUUGACUAUGGAGUUUUUUGCAUGCAUCAUAUGGAGACAUAUAUGAGAGAUAAAACAGUAAAUUGGAUAUGCGGGUUGCCAAAAGAAUCAAAACAACAACAAAGUGUGUUAAACGAUUUACACAUUAAGUAUUUAACAAAGAUACUAUUGAGUGACGCAAACAUAUACAUGUCAAAAAUCAUUGCACAAACAGCUAAGUUCGCAAAAAAGACUAAUGAAGAAAUAAAAGAUUUUCUCAACAAGGGAUGGAAAAAAGGGGAGAGAGGAUAUAGUACUUCAAGAUUUGGAAAAAGAAGUGUAAAACUUAAAACUUAG